Messenger RNA from Nestor notabilis (Kea), 4935 nucleotides. It is a transcript of the gene GCC2, whose product is annotated as GRIP and coiled-coil domain containing 2. Gene Ontology annotation, biological process: late endosome to Golgi transport. Gene Ontology annotation, cellular component: Golgi apparatus. Lineage: Eukaryota; Metazoa; Chordata; Aves; Psittaciformes; Psittacidae. The coding region runs from base 1 to 4935 and encodes 1644 amino acids. The record is from RefSeq and is a predicted model, not a curated record. The transcript has 22 exons.
AUGGUGGCGUCUUCUGUCACACCCGGCUCAGGCAAAUCAAAGCUGGACACGUUACCCAAAGAAGAUCUCAUCAAGUUUGCAAAAAAGCAAGUGAUGCUUAUACAGAAAGUGAAGUCAAGAUGUACAGAACUAGAGAAAGAGAUUGAAGAGCUCAAAUCUAAAGCAACUACUGGAGGAGCUGAUGAUAUUAUUCAGGCUCUCACAGAAAGACUGGAUGUUGUACUUCUGGAAAAAGCUGAAACUGAGCAGCAGUGCAUAGCUCUGAAAAAAGAAAAUGUUCAAAGAAAGAAAGAAGCAGAGGCUGCAGUGGCUGAGACAGAAGAAUUGCAGAAGCAACUGGAGCAAUCAAGUACUGACUCUCUGGAAGAAAUAGAAGCUCUGAAGAGGGAAUUAGCAAAUGCCCAAUGUAAACACAAUGAAGAUGUAGCAAAGCUGAAAAUGGAAUUAGAAGAACAAGUGAAGAAACAAGUGGGGCUGAUGGAACAUAUUGAAUGUCUUAGCGAUAGUCAAAAAGAAGUUAAAAGAUUACAAGAUGAUGUCCAAAGAAUUAAAUCUACUUACGAGGAGCAAAUUUUUUGUCUCAGCAAGCAGCUGGAAACUGUGAAUGAAGACAAAAACAAAGAAGUGACAAAUCUGCUAGAAACUUUGAAAAGCAACUCUGAGUGUUACCAUAAUGAAAUAAAAAAUCUGAAUGAAGAACUUAAGAAACUAAAAAUUGUCCAUCAGGAAGAAGUGUCAACGUUGAUGCAUCAGAUUGAAAUAGCAUCUAAAGAAAAUGAAGAAAAGCAAAAUCAGAUAAAUCAGUUACAGCAGAGUUUGGCAGAGGAGGGCUUAAUGAAAGAGAAAAAUGCAAAGGAUGAAAAAUGUGCUUGUACUGACCAGCAUGAAUAUGAUUUGGAGCAGCUGAGAGAAGUCUUAAAUAAAAAUGUAGAAAAUAAAGUAGGCAUUGUAGAUACACGAGAAGAACCUUGUGUAGAAGCGACAAUGGAAGAAAAGGUUAGGCAGCUGGAGCAUAGUUUGGAAGAGCUCCGGUCCCAACAUAGUAUAUUAGAAGAUGAGUUAACUUACAUGAGUAAUGUUAAACUAAAACUGGAAGAGGAAAUCCAUCACAUAAAGGAUGAGUACUUUCGUGAGAGGGAAGACUUGGACUUUAAGAUAAAUGAAUUGCAGCUUACUAAAGAAGACUACUGUUGUGCAAUUGAAAAACUAAAAUUGGAGCUUCAGGCAGCAAGACAGCACUGUGAAACUGCUGUAAAAGAGCAUAAGUUAGAGACUCAGACUCUGAAAGAGCAACAUAAGAGAGAAAUUUCUGAACUAAGUGAAUCUUUAUUAUCUGCUUCUGAAAAAGAAAAGAUGGCAUUAGUUUUUGAAAUGCAGGAACUUAGAGACCAACUUGAAAAGCUAAGUCAGGAGAAGGAAGAAGCAGUGUCCAGUUACAACAGCCUGAGAGAAACAAUGGAAACUCUACAGGCUGAGCUAGGGGAAUCUGCUGGAAAGAUCAGCCAGGAGUUUGAAUCAAUGAGACAACAGCAAGCUUCUGAUGUCAGUGAACUGCAACAGAAACUCCGGGCUGCUUUCAAUGAAAAGGAUGUUCUUCUUGAAACUGUCAAUUGCCUCCGGGAAGAAAUAGAAAAGUUGUCAUCUAAUCAGCCAGAGCUAGAAGAGCUUAAAUGUAAAAUUCUUAGUCUACAGGAGGAGAAUAACACAAUAACAAGCUUCAUCAACCAAAAAGAGACUGCUAUAAAAGAACUGGAAGAGAAGAUAUUUUCUCUUACUGAUCAAAACAAGAAUAUUUUAAAUGAAGUAAAAUGCUUGGGUGAAGAGAGAGAAACCCUUCAGGAAAGGUACAAGCAAGAACAAGAAAAAAUUCAGGAACUUCAGCAAGAAAUAGAUGUUGCUAACCAGUACAAUAGUGACCUGAAGAAAAAGGUGGAAGAAUUAACAGAGAGACUGAACGAAGCUUUAACUAGGAAGAAUGAAAAUGCUCAAACGCUAGAGCAACUGGAAAACCAGAUUGAAUCUCUGGUGCGUGAAAGAGAGAGCCUUUCGUCUGAAGCAUAUACUCUUCAUGAGGAAAACAAGAAAAUAAUUGAGGAAAAAGGCAAAUUAAGUGAAGAGCUGGAAAAGAUUACCUCUGAAAAAGAUGGUUGGUUGGUGUUGAAAGAGCAGUCUGAAAACUUGGAAAAGAAACUACAAAUGAUGACUGCAGAAAAAGACCAUAUAUCAACAUUACUUGAAAGUGAACAAGAGCACAGAUCCCUUGUAAGAUCUCAGCUGUACCACUUACUUGAGCAAGUAGGGUCCAGUAUUUCAGGUUACAGUGAAGAGUGUGAUUCUCUUAACUUGUUAGAAAUUGCAAAUGAAUAUAUGUCCAAAAUAACAGAGCAGCAGUGCCUUGCUCUACAAAAGGAGGAGGAAGUUCUUCAUUUGCAGCGGGAAGUUUCAAGGCUAGAGGAAGAAAAUGCAGCUCAAUAUACAGAACAUAGAUCCCUGAUUCAGGAUGUUGAAAGAGAAAAGGAACUCUUGAAAGAAGAAUUGGAAGAAGUGUUGUCUGAAAAAGAAGCACUUCAAUGUGAUCUCCAGGAGCUGAAGAAUGCCAGUGAAAAAACAAGGAUUGAAAAUCGAGAUCUUUUAGCUAAUACUGAAGAGCUUACUCAAAAACUUAAUUCAGUGGAGACAAUGACUGAGAAAACUGAUCAACAGUCUUCAGUAACAGAGCUUCAGGAAAAAAUUGGUAUCUUUCUCACUGUUCUCUUUCAUAAAGAAUCUGCAGAAAAAGGAGAGAAGCUAAAUAAAAUUAAGGUUGUUGCUGUGAAAGCAAAGAAAGAAUUAGAUGCCAGCCGAAAAGAGAUGCAAACUCUGAGGGAGGAAUUGGAGUUGGCUCGAUCAGAAAAAGAUCAGUUGUCUGCUUCAAUGAAAGAUGUCAUUCAAGGAGCUGAAAGCUAUAAGAAUCUUUUGGUGGAAUAUGAUAAGCAAGGAGAACUGCUGGAUUCUGAAAAAGGCAGAGCAAAUAAUCUUGAACAUCGGAUAGAAGACCUCACAAGACAGCUACAGGUGUCAUCCCAGCAGCAUGAUCACUUACGCUCCGCUAACGAAGACCUCCUGGCUCGUGUUGAAACACUGCAACAUAAUGCUAAACUGCUGGAAGGUCAGAUACUGGAGAUACAAAAAGCCAAGGCAAAGGCUGACAAAGAACUAGAAACUGAAAAGCUUCUUAAAGAACAGAAAACAAAGGAACAUAGUGGUGUUCUCCGAGAAAUGGAGGAGCUUCAGAUGCAACUUCAGAAGGAAAAGAAACAUCUGCAGAAAACUAUGCAAGAACUAGAGCUGGCCAGAAAGGAUGCUCAGAAAAGUACACUGAUGGAUAUGGAAAUAGCUGAUUAUGAAAGGCUAGUAAAAGAACUUAAUCAGAAGAUUACUGAUAAAGACAGCAAAAUAGAAGAUCUCGAGCAAGAGACAGGGAUUCAGAAACAGAAGCAAGAGACCCUACAGGAAGAAAUAAAGUCACUUCAGUCAACUAUGCAGCAGGAUGAGGAAAGAAAUGCCAAGAUAAAACAACUCCUGGUGAAAACCAAAAAAGAGCUGGCUGAUUCAAAACAAGCUGAAAAUGACCAUCUAGUGUUGCAGGCAUCCUUAAAAGGGGAACUGGAAGCCAGUCAACAACAAGUGGAAGCUUAUAAGAUUCAAGUGGCUGAACUAACAUCAGAAAAGCAUAAAGUUCAGGAACUCCUGCGAACUUCUUCGGAGCAACACCAGCGUGCACUGAGUGCCUACCAGCAAAAAAUUGCAACCUUGCAAGAAGAGUGCAGUGCAGCCCAGGCUGAACAAGCAUCUGUUACAUCUGAAUUCGAGAGCUACAAAGUCCGUGUUCAUAAUGUUCUAAAGCAGCAAAAGAAUAAAUCUGCUUCUCAGACAGAAUCCGAGGGAGCCAAAAAAGAAAGAGAGCAAUUGGAAAUGGUGAUAGAGCAACUUAAAGUUAAGCUGCAAGAUGCUCAGCAUAGUUCACAGCUGAAUGCAUCUGAACUCGAGGUGUUGCAGUCUGAACACGACACCCUGCUGGAAAGACACAAUAAGAUGCUGCAAGAGACUGUUGCAAAAGAGGCAGAACUCCGUGAAAAGCUCUGCACAAUACAGUCUGAGAACAUGGUCAUGAAAACAGAGCAUGCCCAGACUUUGAGUCAGCUGACAGCCCAGAAUGAAGCUCUCCGGAACAAUUUCAGAGAUCAAGUCAGGAACCUGCAAGAAGAGCACAGGAAGACAGUAGAGACACUUCAGCAGCAACUGUCCAGAGUAGAAUCUCAGCUCUUCCAACUCAAGAGUGAACCAAGUCCGGCUGUUUCAAACCCAGCGACGAAGACCUUGAGAGAAGGGCGAAACACUGACCUUCCUCUUCUUGAUGUAUACACUGUAGCUAGGGAAGAGGGAGAAGGUAUGGAAACAACGGACACAGAGUCUGUCUCUUCAGCCAGCACUUAUAUACCAUCCUUGGAACAACUUCUGAACUCCCCAGAAGCAAAACCUGAGCCACCUCAGUGGCAAACAGAACUCACCAAGGAUGAACUGAUUCAAAAACUUAACACAACAGCGAAGAGUGCUGAUCACUUGAAUGAAUUACUUCGUGAAUCAGAAGCAACCAAUGCAAUCCUGAUGGAACAAAUAAAGCUUCUUAAGAAUGAAAUAAGAAGAUUGGAAAGAAAUCAAGAGAGAGAAAAGUCUGUGGCUAAUCUAGAAUACUUGAAGAAUGUUCUACUGCAGUUCAUAUUCCUAAAAUCAGGAAGUGAGAAGGAAAGGCUGCUCCCAGUAAUAGACACCAUGUUGCAGCUCAGCCCUGAAGAGAAGGGGAAGCUAGUUGCAAUUGCCCAAGGUGAGGAAGAGAGUGGCUCACGGACCUCUGGAUGGGCUUCAUACCUCCACAGCUGGUCAGGACUUCGAUGA